CGACACAAAUUAAACACACACACACACACACACACACAUUUACACAUUGGUGCGCGCGCGCUGGAGAGUUAGGACUCCCCCCCCCUCCACCUCUCCAGCACACACACACACACACCUAUCCGCUCUGAGGAUCCGGAGAGUGUGUGCGCCAUCCAACAUGCAGAAAUGGCCACUCAUGAUGCUCUACCUGUCCAGUCUCGUGUCGAGACGGAGCCGGAUGUGAGAGACGAGCCGGAGCUGACGGAGCCGGAGCAGCCGAGGGAGCGAGAGCACGGAGCGAGGGAAGAAGGGAGCGAGCGCGCGGACGGAGGGAGUGAGGGAGGAAGGAGAGAGGGAGGAGGAGGAGGAGCGCGCAGCUCCAUGCAGUUCAGCAGCAGACCGGCGAGUGCCGAGCCGUGCUACAUGGGGACAUGGCAGCAGCAGAACACUGACACACACCUCCUGUUCAGGAUGUCCCAGCAGGCGAUACGCUGCACUCUGGUGAACUGCACCUGUGAGUGUUUCCAGCCAGGGAAGAUUCACCUGCGCACCUGUGACCAGUGCAAACAUGGAUGGGUCGCUCACGCUCUGGAUAAGCUGAGUACGCAGCACCUGUACCACCCGUCCCAGGUGGAGAUCGUCCAGUCCAACGUGGUGUUUGACAUCAGCAGUCUGAUGCUGUACGGAACACACGCACUUCCUGUCCGUCUUAAGAUCCUGCUGGACCGCCUCUUCAGUGUCCUCAAACAGGACGAGGUGCUGCACAUCCUACAUGGCCUGGGCUGGACCCUCAGAGACUACGUCCGGGGCUACAUACUGCAGGAUGCUGCAGGCAAGGUGCUGGACCGCUGGACCAUCAUGUCCCGUGAAGAGGAGAUCAUUACCCUGCAGCAGUUUCUGCGCUUUGGAGAGACCAAAUCCAUCGUGGAGCUCAUGGCGAUUCAGGAGAAGGAAGGCCAAGCGGUCACGGUGCCCUCUUCAAAGGCCGACUCCGGCAUCCGGACUUUUAUUGAAAGCAACAACCGCACUCGCAGUCCUGGCCUCCUUACACACUUGGAGAACAGUAGCCCUUCUAGUAUCCAUCAUUUUGAAAAUAUCUCCAACAGUUUGGCUUUCCUGCUGCCCUUCCAAUACAUCAAUCCUGUCUCGGCUCCCAUGUUGGGGCUGCCUCCUAACGGGCUAAACUUAGACCAAGCGGCUCUGAGGCUCCGAGAGCCGAACCUUUCCAAUCAGAGUGAACCGGUCGAGAGCAGUGAGUCAGAAGUGUCUCUGUCGCCUUUCCGAAACAGCCAGAGUCCAACCCGAGGUGCCAUAGGGACCAUUUCCAAUUCCAUUGAGCCCAAGACGGAACCUAAUGGAUCAUCACCUAUCACAACAACCCCAUCUGCACAGCAAGUCCAACAACAGCAAACACAGCAGCAGCAGCAACAGCAGCAGCAGAUCCAACAACAGCAGCAGCCCCAGAACAAUGCUGUAAAUGACCACCACUUUGUGAAAAUCGAGCAGUCAAAGAACCUUCACUCUUCCUUCUCUUCCAAGAUGCAGCGCAUGCGUCGCAUGGCUACUCCGUCACGCAAGGGUCGCGUCUGCUGCAAUGCCUGUGGCAAGACUUUCUACGACAAGGGCACUCUGAAGAUCCACUAUAAUGCUGUACACCUGAAGAUCAAGCAUCGCUGCACGAUUGAGGGAUGCAACAUGGUCUUCAGCUCCCUGCGUAGCCGCAAUCGCCACAGCGCCAAUCCCAACCCUCGCCUCCACAUGCCUAUGCUGAGAAACAACCGAGAUAAGGACCUCAUUCGCUCCACUUCUGGAUCAGCCACCCCGGUCAUCUCCAGUACCAAGAGUGUAUUUACUCUAACGAGUCCCGGACGGCCUCCACUAGGCUUUGCAACUCCUCCUCUCGAUCCAAUGAUGCAGUCCCCCCUUCAGAGUCCUCUGGUCUUCCCGUCCUUGAAGUCUGUGCAGCCAGUACAACCCAUACCACCUUUCUACCGCAACUUGCUUUCUCCUGCUGACAUUGUGAGCCCUCCGGUGUCCCUUCCCACCAGUCCGAUUUUACCCACUACCACUAACAGCACCUCCAUCAUGGACCAACAGCAGCAGAUCUUAGCUGCCAGCUCCAACAAUAGCCACAUGUCUGAGACGGGAACUUUGUCUCACCAUCUUUCCACCACCUCAAGUGCUCCAGAGCCCAUUAACAUCGACCCUAUGCCCAAGAAGAAACCUCGCAAGUCCAGCAUGCCUGUCAAGAUCGAGAAAGACCGAGAGGUACCGGAGGAUUAUGAUGACAAAGACGACGACAAUGAUGAUGACAGUUGCCAUCAUCGUCACCCUGCCUCUCACCUCCACAAUAAUAUCAAUGGAAACUGCAACAACAACAACAAUAGCAGCAGCGGGCAUCAGUCGCCCUCCCAGGAUGAGAUGACGGAAGGCACCAGUGAGCUGCGCUGCAUGGACAGUUUCACCUCCGAGGACCAGGACCAUGAGCGUGACUUUGAGAAUGAGUCAGAGACUUCUGAGUCCAAGAUGUUCUACCGCGAUGAGCCAAUGGAUGCUGAAGAGCAUCACCACACCUCCAGGAGAAAUAUGGACAGAGAAAAGGAUGACAGAGACGAAGAUGGACAUCUCCAUAAAGAGAUGGAAGAAAAGAGAUGCAUCUCACCGUCCCCACAUCAACCAGUCAUCAAAGUCAAAGAAGAGCUCAAUGAUCCUACCUACGACAUGUUCUGCAUGGGGCAGUACAACCUGUACAACGGCGGAAUGGCCGCCGCAGCUGCCGCCGCCGCCAGUAUGGCCGCCUUGCACGAGAGCUUCAUCUCCUCCAUGGGUUAUGAAUCGAGUUCCCCGAAAUUUCACUCCCAGUCUCCAGAGGGCGAUCUCUGCUCCAGCCCUGACCCUAAAAUCUGCUAUGUCUGCAAGAAGAGCUUCAAGAGCUCCUACAGUGUCAAACUGCACUACAAAAACGUGCACCUAAAAGAGAUGCACGUCUGCACGGUGGCCGGAUGCAACGCUGCUUUCCCUUCCCGACGAAGCCGAGACAGGCACAGCUCCAACAUCAACCUCCACCGCAAACUUCUGACCAAAGAACUGGACGACUUCGUCCUCGACCCCCAGCUCAUGCCGCUGCCCCGGGACAUGCGUGCCGAGCUAGCGGCCAAAAUCUACUCCGGACACCGACACGAGGACCCCGUGUCCCCCCUAGGCAACGGUUACCGUGGCGAUGGCGAUUACGCAGCGCUAGACCUGAGCACGGCGUCGAGCGUCCACUCCAGCGGCAGCGUCCAGUCCUCGCGCGACUCGGACGAGGCCAGCGACGAGGGCGUGCUCCUGGACGAGCUGGACAUUAGUGAGGGAGAGGAAGCGGGGCCCGGGUUAGGUGAAGGGGCGGGGCUGGUGACUUCCGACCCCGCCUCCUCGCCGUCGGCGGCCGUUAACGGCGGCAUCCUGUGUGGCAUCUGCCACAAAAUGUACAGCAACAAAGGGACACUGCGAGUGCACUACAAAACCGUCCACCUGCGAGAGAUGCACAAGUGCAAAGUGCCCGGGUGCAACAUGAUGUUCUCGUCCGUCCGCAGCCGGAACCGACACAGUCAGAACCCCAACCUGCACAAAAACACACCCUUCAUCUCCAUGGUCGACUAGCCCCGCUUCUCCUUCCUCAGAGACACGCCCACUUCCCCACACACUCCGCCCACAUCCCUGCAUUUCGGUGUCCGAACGCGUCGCGGGUCCCGUCAUGUGACGAUCGGAUGAUACUCUCGCGUCCCGUCACGUCACGCCUCCCUUUCUGACUUUUUGUUUUUUUUCUUUCUUCUUUGGGAGAACUCGGACGGAACGUUUCCUCUCUCUCUCCGUUCGCUCGAUUCCGAAACGGCCGCUCCGAUCCUUUUCUCUUGUGUUUUCCGACUCCAUCGAAGUUCCUCAGACUCUGUAUGUGUGACUGUUGCCUGCAGAAAUGGUAUAACUGAAAAAAAAGAAAAAAAAAGAAGAAGAAUAAUACAAGAAAAAAACGUCUCCUUGUUGUAUUUGUGUAACGAUAGCUUUACGAAGAAAAAAAAAAGAAUCCCGUA
This is a messenger RNA of Hemibagrus wyckioides, 4049 nucleotides long. It is a transcript of the gene bnc2, whose product is annotated as basonuclin zinc finger protein 2. NCBI's taxonomy places the organism in Eukaryota, Metazoa, Chordata, Actinopteri, Siluriformes, Bagridae. The transcript has 7 exons. The record is from RefSeq and is a predicted model, not a curated record. The coding region runs from base 166 to 3621 and encodes 1151 amino acids. Gene Ontology annotation, cellular component: nucleus. Gene Ontology annotation, biological process: regulation of DNA-templated transcription.